Messenger RNA from Arachis duranensis, 1506 nucleotides. RefSeq lists its product as uncharacterized. The transcript has a single exon. Gene Ontology annotation, molecular function: zinc ion binding. The record is from RefSeq and is a predicted model, not a curated record. The coding region runs from base 1 to 1506 and encodes 501 amino acids. NCBI's taxonomy places the organism in Eukaryota, Viridiplantae, Streptophyta, Magnoliopsida, Fabales, Fabaceae.
AUGGUCAGGGCCGAUGCUGCGGUUACGAUAAAGGUACUUCAACAAGCGACAGAAGCUGAUUACGGUUUCAGGCCUAGUUACAGGAAGGUUUGGAUGGCUAAGCAGAAGGCAGUGGCACAAAUAUAUGGAGAUUGGGAAGAGUCUUACGCAGAGUUGCCACGUUGGAUGCUAGGGAUCCAGGCGACAAUGCCAGGAACAAUCACGGUGCUGAAGACGUCUCCUAUUCGGAUUGGUGGUGGGGUUGAUGAGUCGACGGUGUACUUUCACCGGCUUUUCUGGACAUUUCCACCCUGUAUCGAGGCAUUCUGGCAUUGCAAGCCGCUCGUCAGUAUUGAUGGUACCCACUUGUAUGGGAAGUAUGGAAGGACGCUGUUGUUGGCGAUAGCUCAGGACGGGAACUCGAACAUCCUGCUGAUAGCAUUUGCCCUUGUGGAGGGCGAAAAUGCAGAGUCGUGGUCAUUCUUCAUGUCCAAUCUCCGAGAGCAUGUGACUCCUCAGGAGGGUAUCCUUGUAAUCUCUGACAGACAUAAUGGGAUCAAGGCAGCGCUUGAGGCACCUGAGACUGGAUGGCUGCCUCCUCGGGCUUUCCGGGCCUACUGUAUAAGGCAUGUGGCUGCGAAGUUCGCCCUAACGUUCAAAGGUAAGGACUCAAGGAGGUUGCUGGUGAAUGCUGCCUACGCAAAGACUGAGGCAGAGUUUUACUACUGGUUUGAUAUCAUGCGGACUGAGAAUCCAGCAAUGUGUGAGUGGGCCAACCGUAUGGAGUAUGACAAAUGGACCCAACAUGAGGAUGCUGGUCGACGGUUCGGGCACAUGACCACAAACAUCAGUGAAUGUGUGAACUCCGUGCUAAAGGGAACUCACAACCUGCCGGUCACAUCGUUGGUUAAGUCAACCUACGGGAGGUUUGCUCAGCUAUUUGUGGUACGGGGACAGACAGCAGAGGCACAACUCGGAUCUGGCCAUGAAUUCUGUCAGGCAUUGGUCAAGGCUAUUGAUCGGAACCUAAGAGACUCUAGGUGCUUUACUGUGACAUUAUACGACAGGCAUCAGUUCGAGUACACCGUCGCUGAGACAACACCAACGGGGACCUUCUCGCUGGGUAGCUAUAGAGUUUCCCUUAAAGAUCACCGAUGCGACUGUGGCCACUUCCAAGCGCUGCAUUAUCCUUGUUGCCACGCCAUUGCGUGUUGCGCCUACUCCCGGCUUAACUGGGCGUCAUAUGUUCACGAAGUGUAUCGUAUGAGUGAGGUGUUCAACGUUUACAACCAGGGGUUUCUCCCACCUAUCCCUGAAGGACUAUGGCCUCCAUAUGCUGGGCCAACAAUCAUUCCUGACCCUAAUAUGCGGCGUGCAAAGGAAGGUUGUCCGAAGGCAACUAGGAUCUGUGGAAGCAUGGAUCAGUCUCAGGAGAAUCAGCCGAAGCGUUGUGGGCUAUGCCGUCAGCCUGGGCAUACGCGGAGGAACUGUCACCAGCGAAGACAAAGUAGUGGAGGGGAUGCGUAG